Messenger RNA from Anolis carolinensis (green anole), 15606 nucleotides. RefSeq names its product zinc finger protein with KRAB and SCAN domains 1. Gene Ontology annotation, molecular function: RNA polymerase II cis-regulatory region sequence-specific DNA binding; DNA-binding transcription factor activity, RNA polymerase II-specific. Gene Ontology annotation, biological process: regulation of transcription by RNA polymerase II. Lineage: Eukaryota; Metazoa; Chordata; Lepidosauria; Squamata; Anolidae. Bases 1018 to 3192 code for a protein of 724 amino acids. The record is from RefSeq and is a predicted model, not a curated record. The transcript is spliced from 8 exons.
CUGAGAGUGCCUUGGACCGCAAGAAGUCCAUCCUCCAGGAAAUAAUGCCCGGCUGCUCAGUGGAGGAAAGGAUACUAGGGGCAAAGAUGAAUUACUUUGGCCACAUCAUGAGAAGACAGGAAAACUUAGAGAAGAGAAUGAUGCUGGGGAAAAUGGAAGGAAAAAGGAAGAGGGGCCGACCAAGGGCAAGAUGGAUGGAUGGUAUCAAAGGGACUGGCUUGAACUUGAAGGAACUGGGGUGGCCAUGGCCGACAGGGAGCUCUGGUGUGGACUGAUCCAUGAGGUCACAAAGAGUCGAAAACGACUGAACGAGUGAGAGGACGACGACAAUAGAAUUGCAUUGCCGAAAAUUAAAUCCAUAAAAAGUUCAAUCCUUGGUGCCUAGAGACACAGCUGUGGUUCCAGGCGGCAGGAUAAUCCAGAACGUUGGAUAAGCGAAGGUUGGAUAAGUGAGACCCUACUGUAUUGCAUUUUCAAACUACUGUACUGUAAAUUGAUGGCAGUGUAGAUGAAGCCUGAGACAGGCGGAGUGUGAGCAGUUGCUCGCGUCGCCCAGUAGGUGGCGCUGUUGGGAAGCCUCUCCGCGGUCCUCUGCUGCUCUGCCGCCAUUAAGCGCCUUCCAGUGGAAAGGGGGAGCAAAAGCGAAUUAGGGGGUGACCUGUGCGAAAGGAUACUGGGGUGACACCGGUUUCUGCUAGCCCUGCGAAGGGAGCCUCUUUUGGGCAGCCGGGGCCGCCUUCUCCUGGGACUGGAGAGCCGGCCAGGGAGGUCUUCAUCUUGCAAUUCGAGGAUAUCCCCAUUUGUUUCCAGAGGCCUUGACUGCUUCGGUGCUUUUGUUACAAGGCUGAUUCCUAUGGCUCUGAACUAACUUCCCAGCAAGUCAGGAAAAGAUGGAGAGUUAUUGCAUUUCUAUCUAACAGCGGAAUUUAGGGAUCAGGGAAAGGGCUAAGCGUGAGGAUUUAAUUUGACACUAGGGGUUUCAAAUCCCAGAGUUGGGAUUAUAAAGACAGCCUGGACAUGGAACUUGAAACUGCGAGUCCAGAGCUCCCAGAUGGGCUGGAAGGACAAGGAAAACGACCUGGCAUGGUUCUUUCUGAAUCCCUGAAGGAGCGUCAGCGGUGGCGGGUGCCCAGGGAGCUCCGUCGGGAAACGUACAGAGGGGUGCACCAUCACUGGGAAAACCAGUGGCAGGAGUUCCUCGAGACCAUGCAUGCCUCUCCCAGGAUGCCGGAGAGCCCGGAGUUAGCUGAGUCCACCCCUUGGGACGACGCUAAGGGUUUCCUGACCUCUUUCGAGCAAGUGGCCAAAGCCUGCCAGUGGCCACGGGCGGAGUGGGUUGCCCGGCUUUUGCCCGCACUCAGUGGGAAAGCGGAGCAAGCCUUUCGGAGCUUGGAAGCCAGGGACAAGAAGGAUUAUGGGAAAGUGAAGGCUGCCAUCCUGAGAGCGGACGCCCUGAGGAUGGAGCUGCAGCGGCAACAUUUCAGGCAGUUCUGCUGCCAGAUGUCUGAAGAUCCCCGGCGGAUAUACAACCAGCUCCAGGAGCUUUGCUGCCGGUGGCUGAAGCCGGAGAGACGCAGCAAGGAGCAGAUCCUGGAGCUGCUGAUUCUGGAGCAAUUCCUGGCCAGCCUCCCACCGGAUCUCCAAGUCUGGAUCCGAGCCGGAGGGCCAGAUACCUGUUCCCAGGCCGUGGCCCUGGCAGAGGACUUCCUCAUGAGCCAGCAAGAGGAAGAGAGAGAGAGGUGGCAGGAGCCUGACCUUCCCAAGACUCCUCAGAGUACAGAAGGAGCUUCUUCAGACCUCGCUCAGAAACGGAUCCGUAAGGAAGCCAAGCAGAAGAGUAACGGGGAGAAUAGUUUCUUGGGUAAUGGACACCAGGUGAACAACAAUUCCAAUUCAUUGCUUUCUCCAGAAGGACAGGAAGUGGUUGAAGAGGACUUGGCUGAGGGAAGAGUGAAUCUCAAGGAAAUGGGCACAUCGCUGCAUGUGGUUGAGCCAAGCGCGAAGCAGCCAGGUCCACAGACCAUGUUCUGGCAAGUGAUGCAAGAAGAGGAUGGGGACACGGAUUCCUUGGAGGGGCUUUUAGUUCCCAAGGCUGACCUCGUUCUCCAUCCAGAAGAAGAAGAAGAAGAAGAGGAAGAGGCGGAGGAGCAGAUGUUCAUCCAGUUUCCUAUAGAAAAUGAACAUCUUCCAGGCCAAGAUUUAGGUGAGCAGAAGGGCAGUCGGAUCAAGAUGGAGGCCUCCCAGGGUGCAGCGACGGGGACGUUGACAGGACUAUUUCAGUGGCAUAAUCCCGCGACGACCACGGCCGUUUGUGAGCAAAGACGUGGUGAGACGAAGAGUCGGAUCAAGAUGGAGAACCCUCAGCAAGGAAAAGCUGGGACUUUAAUAGGAUUAUGUCGGUGGAACAAUCCUGCAAACGCAACCGUUCAAGAGCAGAGAUGUGAGUCCAAAGGGCAGGCGGGAAAGAGGAUGGUGGUAGAGGAGGAUGAAGACAGGGAAACAGUAGAAAGCUUUACAACACCUUGUAGCAAAGCCUCCACCCUCCCUUUUGGGGCAGAAAAGCCCAUAAACACCCCAUUCAAUGGAAACUACAACUUUGGGCUUUUAAUGGCACUGCCUGUAGAAGAGCAUCCACAAUUGGAGGCAAACGCCCAACCCAUCAAUGUCCAUCGCAAAUGCCAGAGAGGGGAGAAACCUUUCGAAUGUCCCAGCUGCGAGAAAUGCUUCUGGCAGAGAGAAAAUCUAAUGCGCCACCUGAAAAUGCACACUGGAGGGAAAGCGCAUGAAUACCCUCAAGGAGGAAAGGCUUUCCGUCAUCGGGAUAAUUUGUUGAGGCGGAUUCAGGCUGGAAAGAGACUCUGCGAAUGCCCCGAGUGUGGGAAAAAUUUCCCAUCCAGAGGGACGCUGAUACGGCAUGUGCGGAUCCACACCGGAGAGCGGCCCUUUGAAUGCUUGCAGUGUGGCCAGUUCUUCACCCAGAGAGCGCAUCUGAUGCGGCACCAGAGGAUCCACACGGGAGAGAAGCCCCACGCCUGCCUCGAAUGUGACAGGAGCUUCUCCCGGAGCGACGAGUUGGUCCGGCACCAAAGGACUCACGAACGUGAGGCGCGUCAUAGUUGCGCAGUCUGCGGAAAAGGCUUUAGCCACAAGGCCACGCUGGCCAGCCACCAAAGAAGCCAUGAUGAACAUUAGCUCUCGCCACAAUGAAUAUGAAUUCUGCAAGAGACAGGACUGUUGUGUGUUUUCCGGGCAGUAUGGCCAUGUUUCAGAAGUAUUCUCUCCUGACAUUUCGCCCACAUCUAUGGCAGGCAUCCUCAGAAAUUGUGAGGUUUGUUGGAAACUGGGCAACCUCUGAGGAUGCCUGCCAUAGAUCACAACCUCUGAGGAUACCUGCCAUAGAUGUGGGCGAAACGUCAGGAGAGGAUACUUCUGGAACAUGGCCAUACAGCCCCAAAAACACACAACAACCCUGUGAUCCCGGCCAUGAAAGCCUUUGACAACACAUCUGCAAGACUUUAAAAUGUUCCACCAGCUGCUUUUGUUGUUUGGGACCACAUCCACAGAAACACUACUGUCAGCUAGGAAAGAAAUGGAGUUGGCUCUCCGUAUCCAUGGAUUUGGCAUCCACAGUUUGGAAACAUUCCAAAAAAGUCCUGAAAGCAAACAUUGAUUUUGCCACUCGUAUCAUUCCUGCACCAUUGUAUAUAUUAGGACUUGAGCAUCCAUGGAUUGCAGACUGAAGGAAUCCCACUGGAGCAUUGCAGCACAUCAACAUACCUUGGAGUUACUCUGAACCGUGCAGUGACUUAUAAGAAUCACUGCUUGAGUAUUAAGAAAAAAGUGGGUGUCAGAAAUAAUAUUAUAUGAAAGCUGACUGGCACAACCUGGGGAUCAUAACAAAAUGCAGUGAAGACAUCUGUCCUUGCGCUUUGCUACUCUGCUGCUGAAUAUACAUGCCCAGUGUGGAAUACAUCUCAUCACAUUAAAACACUGGAUGUGGUUCUUAAUGACACAUGCCGCAUUAUCACAGGAUGUCUAUGCCCCACACCACUGGAGAAAUUAUACUGUUUAGCACCACCUGACAUCUGUCGGGAAGUAGCUGCCAGUAAUGAAAGGACAAAGGCAUUGACAUCUCUGUCCCAUCCCCUGCAGCAAGCCAAAGACUCAAAUCAAGAAACAGCUUCCUAAGAUCCACAGAGAUACUUGCAGGAACACCUCAGCAAGCGAGAGCCCAAAAGAGGUAGGCUAAAACCCAGAACCUCAAUCCAUGUAUGAUAAACUCCCUCCUGGGCACACAGAAGACUGGGUGACUUGGAAGGCACUGAACAUACUGUUCUCUGGCACCACGAGGUGCAGAGCCAAUCUUAAGAAAUGGGGCCACAAAGUGGAGACCACAACAUGCGAGGGUGGCGAAGAGUAAACCACAAACCACUCACUACAACGCAGCCUGAGCCCUGCCACAUGCACAAUGGAGGAUCUUCUAACAGCGACACCAGAGGCACUCCAAGUGGCCGAUUUCUAAUCAAAGGACAUUUAUUAUAAUGCCAAGUUUUUAACUUUGUUGGUGUUUUUAAAUAUAUUAUUACUGUAUCGUCAAUUCACUUCUGACACGAUAAAUAAAUAAUUGUCCAUAGAUUUUGGUAUACAUUGGGGUCCUGACACAAAGGGACCACCAUCAGAAAAACAUUACAGAUGUUUCACCAAACAAAGUUCCAUUGUGUAACCCACAUCCAUAAAUAUUUUAAAAGAGGAAAAGAUUUUCCCCUCCUGUUUUACAUUAUGUGGCAUUUUUGAUGCUCUGCAAAAAUUUUAAAACCUGAUCCUAGAUAUGUCAACUCCUGCUGAGUUUUGUGGAGCUUAGAUUGCAUCUACACUGGGAAUUCAAUACAAUUUGACUCCACUUUAACUUCCACGACUCAAUACUGUGGAACCCUGGGAGUUGGAGUUUGGUGAGGUACCAGCAGUCUACAUCAGAAAAGAUGAAACAUCUUGUAGAACAACUCCCAGGAUCCCAUAGCAUUGAGCCAUGGCUGCUGAACUGGUGUCAGACUACAUCAGUGGUUCUCAACCUGUGGGUCCCCAGGUGUUUUGGCCUACAAGUCCCAGAAAUCCCAGUUUACCAGCUGUUGGAUUUCUGGGAGUUGAAGGCCAAAACAUCUGGGGACCCACAGGUUGAGAACCACUGGACUACAUUAAUUCCACAAUGUAGAUGCACUCCAAUUCUCUCUGGAGAAAAUACAGAUUGUAGCUUUAUUCACUUUGUCUCAUCUGCAGACUAUUGUGCCUAAAGUUUGGAAAAGUGACUGCCUUGACUAAAACUGGCACACUCCUCCAUUGGCCAUUGUGGGAUUGACAGCUGUAAUUCAGAAGGCACGUUUUCCAAUUUUGUAUGUUAAACAGCUAAAUUCUGUGUGUUUGCCAUAGACAUUAUUCAGAGAUGUCCUAUAUAGAACAGGCAUGGGCAAACUUCAGCCCUCCAGAUGUUUUGGACUUCAACUCCCACAAUUCCUAAUAGUCAAAUUGUGGGUGUUGGAGUCCAAAACACCUGGAGGGCCAAAGUUUGCCCAUGCCUGUUCUAUAUCUAGUCUAAUGCAUUAGACAUACUUUUCUUGCAGCAAAUUGGCUGGUAUUGUGAUCUAUGUGGUUUUAGUACACAAGUAGACCUCCCAGUCUGCAUCUACAUUGUGAAAAUACAGUAGAGUCUUGCUUAUCCAACAUAAACAGCCCAGCAGAACAUUGGAUAAGCAAAAAUAUUAGAUAAUAAGGAGAGAUUAGGAGCCCCUGGUGGUGUAGUGUGUUAAAGCGCUGAGCUGCUGAACUUGCGGACCAAAAGGUUGCAGGUUCGAAUCUGGGGAGCAGAGUGAGCUGCUGUUGUUAGCCCCAGCUCCUGCCAACCUAGCAGUUUGAAAACAUGCAAAUGUGAGUAGAUCAAUAGGUACUGCUCCGGUGGGAAGGUAACAGUGCUCCAUGCAGUCAUGCCGACCACAUGACCUUGGAGUUGUCUAUGGACAAUGCCAGCUCUUCGGCUUAGAAAUGGAAAUGAACACCAACCCCCAGAGUCAGAUACGACUGGACUUAACGUCAAGGGAAAACCUUUACCUUUUCCUAAGGAGGGAUUAAGGAAAAGCCUAUUAAAUGUCAAAUUGCGUUAUGAUUUUACAAAUUAAGCAACAAAACAUCAUGUUUAAUAAGUUGACAGAAAAAGUAGUUCAAUACACGGUAACAUUAUGCAGCAAUUACUGUAUUUAGGAAUUUAGCACCAAAAUAUCGCAAUGUAUUGAAAAUAUUGACUACAAAAACAUUGACUACUAAAAAAUUGACUACAAAUAAAGAUAUAGUUGCACAAAAUGAAGUUAUAGUAACAACGUUGUCGGAAGUUAAAUCCGUAAAAAGUUCAGUCCUGUGAAGAUUUUUAAAAAUCUGAUCCCUGCCUGCCUAGAGAAAUAGUUGUGGAUCCAGGCGGGAGGCAGACUGAGUUGCAUAAUACAGAAUGUUGGAUGAGCGAAGGUUGCAUAAGCGAGACUCUAGUGCAGUUUGCAUCACUUUAACUGCUUUGGCUCAAGACUAUGGAAUUCUGAAAGUUGUAGUUUGGUGAAGCAUCUGAACUCUUGGGCAGAGAAGACCUUGCAAAACUGCAGAUCCCAAUAGUCCAUAACUUUAUUAGAGUGGUGUCAAACUGCAUUAAUUGCACAGUGUGGAUGCAGCCUCGGUGUAUGAAAGACCUGCAAAAUAAGCUCAUGUAGGCGAUACCCUUCAGCAUAUUGUUAAGAACAUAUUUUGAUAACAAUUGAAGUGUGUUCAGGGGAUGAAUCACAGCACAACUGUACAUCUACACUGUAGGUUUAAUGCAGUUUAAAACCCCUUUCACUUCCAUGGCUGCAUGCUGUCGAAUCAUGGGAGUUGUAGUUUGGUGAGGCUGAAGACUUUGUGAAACUGCCACUGCAAGAAAUAAAUAAUAAUAAUCAUCAUCAUCAUCAUCAUAUAAUAAAGUAAAUAAAGAACAACACUCAGAAGACAGGGGAAUUCCAAACAAGAAACAGUCAGGGCCAGUUAACAUGUCCCAACAAAGGAUUCAACCAGGCAGAAAGCAGCCAGGCUUUGACACUGUAAAGCCAAUUGUAACAAUCACACUUGCCACAGCCAAACUAGAGUUCUUUCUCCCACCCUGGACCUUCCACAGGUAUAUAUAAACCCCACUUACAUAGUUUCCAACAGACCUCACAACCUCUGUGGAUGCCUGCCAUAGAUGUGGGUGAAACGUCAGGAAAGAAUGCUUCUGGAACAUGGCCAAUACAGCCAGGAAAACUCACAGCAACCCAUAGUAAGAAUUGUUAAUAUUUUUUACCUUCUCUCCCCAUGGUUCAAGACAAUAACAACAACAUCAGCACUGUAACAUCAGUUUACUAGAACAUAUGACAUCAUAUGGCUGGAUGGCCAUCUGUCAGGAGUGCUUUGAUUGUGCCUUGGCAGAAUAGGAUUGGAUUGGAUGGCCUGAAAACUUAAUUGGCAGACAGUGAUUUUAGUUUUGUCAUAAUAAUAUGGUUCCCUUCUAAAUAUACAAGUGACAUGUUCUGAACUAAUUCAAGUUCCCGAACUUGACUCUGAACAUUGUAACAGCAGUUCAAUGCAGUCAAAGGGUUAACACCAUUGAGAGUAAUUUCCUAGAACGAAGAAGCAAUAGUGGAAAAGCACUGCAGGAAGCCGGAGGAGGCUUAUUUUCUCUUGGGGGCGGAGCUUAGUGGAUUUGCGUAAUCCUAAAGGGGAACUGGUCUCAAUGAAGUUCAGACCAACACUUCCGGUAGUGAAUUGCACAGUCUUUCAUUGAAUAUAGAGAUCCAUUCCCAAAUAGUUUUUGUAAAUGUCUUUUUUGUUGUUGUUGUGCGCAUUCACUUGAUAACUUUUGCUUGCAGUUUUGCUUUGUAUGCUUAAAUACUCAAAUGUAAUGGUAGAAAUUUGGUGAAAGAUAAAUAUUAUUGGUAGGUAAAACCUCUUUUUUUGGGGGGGGGGGGUCUUGUAACAAAAAUAAAUUACAGGUUGAGUAUCCUUUAUCCAAAAGUGUUUGGGGUUUUGGAUUUGUUUAUUUGUUCGAUUUUGGAACUACAUUUAUCCGGCAUCUACCCAUGGGUGCCGGUUAACUGAGUCUACUGUAAUAAUGUUCUGCUAGUCGUACAGUGUCAUCUGCAUAUCUUCAAUUGGUGAUCGUCCUCCAGUUUUCAAAUCUCCUCUUUCUGAAUCUAAUACUGCCUUAAGUAUAAUAGUUGAAUUUUAAACAGGGAGAAAUAUAGGGCACUAUACGUUGGCAACAAAAAAGAAAUGUACAUACAUAGGAUGGGAGUCAGCUGCCUUGGAAAAACUCCAUGUGAAGGGGAUCAAUGUAUAGGUCUUAAUGGAUCCCAAGCUGAAUAUGAGCAAAAAGUGCGAUGUGGCAGCUUAAAAAGCCAAUAUGAUUCUAGACUGCAUAAAUAGGAGUUUAGGGUCUAGAGCAGGUAUGGGCAAAAUUCGGUCCUCCAGGUGUUUUGGACUUCAACUCCCACAAUUCCUAAUAGCCGGUUAUUAUUAUUUUAUUGUAUAACACAGCAAACAAGAUAGAUAUGUUGGAUUUCGUAUCACAAAAUCACAAGUCAAACACUUCCCAAGUGUCUAGGACUGUGUGAUGUAUUUUCGGAUGAUGCAUGCAGAUCCCAGUAGGGUGGCCUUUUGCAGUUGGCAGAUCAUAAUUUUGUCAAUGUCUAUUGUUUCCAAAUGCCGGCUGCGAUCUUUUGGCACAGCACCUAGUGUGCCCAUCACCACCGGGACCACCUGCACUGCUUUCUGCCAGAGUCUUUGAAGUUCAAUCUUGAGGUCCUGAUAGCGGCUGAGUUUUUCCUGUUGUUUUUCAUCAAUGCGACUGUCACCUGAGAUGGCAACAUCAAUGAUCCAAACCUUUUUCUUUUCCACAACUGUGGAAAAUUAUAUAUAUAUAUAUAAAACAACAACAACAACAACAACAACAACAACAACAAUUCCAAUAAUAGGGAACAGUGGAAUAGGGCUGCUGCCUGGGAGUGCAUUGGAAUCUCCUUCCUUCUCUGAGGCUUUUAAGCCAAGGUUGAAUGGACAUCUGUCUGGAAUGCUUUAAUGGUAUCUUCCUAAGGUGGUUGAGGUUCUCUUCCAACUCUCUAUUGAUUUGUUGUGUCAAAAGUGAAUUGAGAAUAUGGUUAUAAUGUAUAGGAAAACCACAAAGUUAAAAACUUGGCAUUAUACUAGAUUUCCUUUGACCAGAAGCUGGCCACUUGGGGUGCCUCUGGUGCUGCUAUAAGGAUGUCCUCCAAUGUGCAUGUGGCAGGGCUCAGGCUGCAUUGUAGUAGGUGGUCUGUGGUUUCCUCUUCACCACACCCGCAUGUCGUGGACUCCACUUUGUAGCCCCAUUUCUUAAGGUUGGCUCUGCAUCUCAUGGUGCCAGAGCGCAGUCUGUUCAGCACUUUCUGUGUGCCCAGGAGGGAGCUUCUCAUCCGCUCUUAGCCACUGAUUGAAGUUCCGGAUUUUAGCCUGCCACUUUUGGACUCUCGCUUGCUGAGGUGUUCCUGCGAGUAUCUCUGUAGAUCUUAGGAAGCUAUUUCUUGAUUUAAGGCAGUGUGGUCCAACCUUUAGUUACCCAAGGGCCAAUUAAACUUUAGUAUGGGAAUGUGAGGGCCAGAGACAUUCCAAAAAGAAAACAAAUUCUUACAAACUUAAAGCAGUAAGAAGGGUAAACGAUUUUUUCCCCAAAUAUUAAAUUAAAAUAUUUUUCCAGUAAGAAGGGCAAGCGCCAACAAAAAUGAAUUGGUGGGCUGCAUGUAGCCCACUGCACAUGGGUCGAACCACGUGGAUUGAAGGCAUUGGCAUGCUGGCUGAUAUGCAAACAGAGGGUGGGCUGGAGAUGUCACUGCCUUGGUCCUUUCAUUACAGGCUACUACUUCCCAACUGAUGGCAGUACUGGCUAAACAGUAUAAUUUCUUCAGCAGUGUUGGGAGUCAACAUCUUGUGAUAAUGCGGCAUGUCUCAUUAAGAGCCACAUCCACUGUUUUAAGGUGGUGAGAUGUUUCCACACUGGGCAUGCAUAUUCAGCAGUAGAGUAGCAAAGGCAGAUGUCUUCACUGUAUCUAGUUGUGAUCCCCAGGUUGUGCAAGUCAGCUUUCGUAUGAUAUUAUUUCUAGCACCCACUUUUUGCUUGAUAUUCAAGCAAUGCUUCUUGUAGGUCAGACCACGGUCCAGGGUGACUCAAUGUCCAGUGGGUUUCCUUCCUAGGUCAUCCUCAGAGCUCAAAAUGCUUGUCUGUUCUUAGGAUGAAAAGCACAUGUCUGUGUUUUAGAUAGAUUCUCUCUGAUUCAGCCAAAGGCAUGAACGAAAGCAAAGAGAGCCAGAUCAGGUUCGGCUUUGAUGAUCUGAGGUUGCGGUUGUAGGGUGGCUGGUAUCAACAAUGCUUUUUACAUAAGCAUAGAAUAAUGCCCCAUACCCAUGGCAGCUGGAUAGGGACAGAAGGAACACACAGGUGUGAUCGAGGUGACCUCCCCUCCAGGACUUUGUAAAAGAUAGUUCAAAAAUCAAGACUUUAUGUUCUAUAUUCCAUAUAUUUAUAGUAGAAGGUGAUUGGGACUUUUUACUGGAGUUUACUGUGGAUUAUCCCUGCACUCUGAGGCAAGAGAUAACAACUUCAUGGAUUGUGAAAUCAUGUUGCUUGAACCCCACUUCUAUGUUGAAUUCCCCAGAUGUUGUGAACUUCGUUCUGAUCAAAUGUUUCCUGUCCGGUCACCGCAUUGUUUCUAUAGCUCCCGCCUCCUCCUCUCUGAUUGGCCCGAGGGGGGACAAAAAACGGCUCCCCAUUGGGCCAGCAGGGCAAGGCGGGAAACGAAAGCCCGCCUCGUUCCAACUCUCAGCCUAUCCGCGAUCAGAUGGGCAGGGAAGCGGGGCGGGAAAUUCAAAGGGCUGUCAGACCGAAACAUUGUAUAAAUAUGACUUUAUUUGAAACAUAUGUUACGCUAGUAGAUUGAAUGAUCACUAUUAGCGUCCUUUUCAGCUGAAUUGCUCAAUAAAACCUCCUUGGCGGAUUUUCCUUCAACUUGGCGGACCUUCUUCAUUUCAGGCUUCAGGUUGUAUUGCGGCUUAUAUUCUUCUUUUGGCUUCGCCAAGGUCCGUUCCCUCAGGACCGGGUCGGCUCCCUCCUUAAGGGGCCCGAUCCCCCAAACGCGGUCGAUAACAUAAUUUGGCGACCACGAAGGGACUUGCUUGGAAGUUCCAAAGAUCAAUUUCUAGGCUAAAAUUCCAAGCGGCGACCUUGGUCCAGAUAUUCUGGGACAGGUUGGGGAGAGAAACGGCUGCAAGGAGGGCCCUCCGACCAACAAUUUGACCUCAUUUCACAUCCAAAUUUCUCUGGCAGCCCCUUUCUCUCUCUAGAUCUGAUUCAGGGUACUGAACAAAGGAGCCAGAUAGGAGGAAGCAGAUUUUUAGCUCCUCGAAGGAAAGGCGCCAACGUGAAACAGGGGACGCCCUGUAAAAAAAUAAAAGGGAACCGGCCCCGUUGUUAAGACCCAGGUGGGCGGAGUUCUGGAGGUAUUGCACUUCGGAUCAGGGCUCGGUAACAAAUUCCUGGUGAAACGCGGGAACAUCUGGCGCCCGGUGGUGUGUGAGAACAGUCUGGCUUGUAAGAUUACAGGUUCUAGGAUCGUGGGGUAGGGGAACGAUUGUGUUCCCGGGGCACCUGCGGAUCCCACGAACGCCAGCCAUUCAGCCUUGGUGUAGGGAGAACUCUUGAAAGGACGAGUUGCAUCCAGCCGGUGGGUGAGUCGUUACUCCAUUAACUGUCAGGUACUGGGCAGGGGCUGAGCCAAGGAUGGGUGUUUGUUCAAGCACGUCUAGGGUGUCCCACCCCAGCAGACAUCCCCAGGGAUUCUCCAUUGGGAAAGAUCCUGGCCAAUUGGGGUGGGCUUUGCAUCGAAAAACAUGGUGCAGGCCAGGUUGGGCUAACUCAGAGCACAUAAGUGGCCCCUUGUGGCCCUUGAAGGGGGAACAGCUUGCCCCCCCCCCCUUUUGCUCGAGUCGCCGAAUUCGGAGUGUUGACCUAAGGUGACUCGCCAGGGGGAGGGCAAGUGGUCCCAACUUGCUUAUGCUGCAAUGUUCAUGGCCCUAAGCCAGGGAGAGAAUCGGAGGGGGGGAGGGGGGCCCACGUCUUCCCAUGCAGAGAUUUGGGCUCCAAAAACAGCCCCCCAAAGAUUCCCCCCUAGACCCUUUUCCCCUUACCCCCUCCUCCAGAGGAUUUUCUGGACACAUUUGCUUGCCUUCUCCCCACCCCAUCAGCCCCCUCCUCCAAUCCCCAUCCCCACCUUUUCUCCUCACCCUGAGUCCUACACUGAUCCAGGACUCCCAAAUUGGCCUUCCAAGGGAACCCUUACUUCAGGGAUCCCCCCCCCCCCAAGAAAUUCCCCUCCAGAGAGUUCAGCCCAGUCUAACGUGAAGGAGGGCUCCCAGCCCCCUCCCCUCUCACCCCGAAACACACCUGAUCCAAAACACUGUUCACACUCUCUCAGCCCCCAUCCCAGCCGUUCCUUUGAAGCCUGAUGCCCCCCCCCCCAAAUUGUAUCUGCCCCUGCCACUCAACUCCUGCCACAUUCUGAGUUUUCCUCAGAUGGGAAGAAUCGCCCCACCAUCCCCCUCCUUCUCUUGCCCCCACCAGGCUCUCUCUCUCUCUCUCUCUCUCUCUCUCUCUCUCUCUCUCUCUCUCUGCGCUCAUUCCUCUCUUGGAGAGACAGGAGAAGGAGGGGCCGCGGGGAGAUUGUGCAAAGAGGACAUUUUUUUCCUCUUCCUGUUUUUGGAGGGGCAAAGGGGGGAGAAGAUUCAGUCCUGAAGCCUGCCACCAAGAUCUAUAGUUCUCCAAGGAUUGCUUCCUUCUUUCAAAUCAAAUCUUCUCCAACUUGAUAUUCUGCCUUGCCUACCCUCAAAUUGUACCUUUUUUUCUUUUCUCUCUCUUUCUCUUCCCCGGCCUGAGUGAAAAUCUCUCUCUCUCCCUCAAAUCUCAAAUCCAUUUCUCCUCUCCUUCCUCUCUUCUCACCUUUAAAAAUCCCUUAUUUCCCUUUGUUCCCAUUUUCUAGACACUAUCCAUAAGAUUUUACCUCAGUGUUGUCUUAUAUUUCCUUUGGUCCUUACAAAAAGGGGGAGGGGGGCAUUCCUUUAGCCGCUUCUGUUUCUUAACUUCCCCUUUUCUUUCUCUCCCAUCUGGGAAGCAUGGCAAAGGAUUUGGGUGGGGGAGGGGGACUCCCAGAAAAGUGUUGGUUAAAUUUUGUGUGUUUAUGUAAUGUGUGGGCUGUAAACUCUUCUCUACUCAUCCCUUUGCCUUAAAAGCCACCAGUGAUAUAUAGUUUUCUGGGAAGGAGGGCUGGAAUGGACUAGCUUAGUGCUAUGCUCUCUCUCUCUCCCUUUUCUUCUGUGCCAUCUCACCUCCCUAUUUUCAAAGGUUCAAGCCCUAAUAUUUUGUGAGACCCCCCCCCAGAGAAAACCUGCUGCUUCUGUGGUUUUAACUUUUUCUUGUCUCUCUCUCCUCAAGCCUCCCUUAUCUUAGAGAGAAAAGGGGGGGGGAUGGAAGAAUUGAUGUAUUUUUCUAUAUGUGAGUUUUUUUUUCUCUCUCUCUCUCUCUCUUCCACUUCAUGUUUUCCUAGGCCGAAAUGCACUUCAACAUUCUCCUUUUUCAAAGUUCCCCCCCCCUUCCUUCCCAGCAUCCCCAUUUCUCCUUAUAAACAUUCAGUCAAAAUCCUGGUUUACUUUUAUAGUGAAGGCACUCUUUCACUCUCCACUGUUCCCCAACAAUCUCCUUUCUUCCUUUCGGGUCCUUCUCCCUCCCUUUCCCUGAGUGCAUGCGUGUGAAUGUUUUAAAAAAUCCCUCUAACUGCCUUUAAUUAUGAGGGGGGGCAGUACAGAGUCCAGGGGACCUUCCAGGCACAGCUGAAGAGAUCCAGAGGACCGGACCCAACCACCUGACUGAGGACAUCAGACCAGACUGCAAGACCCAUAAUCCAUACCUGCCACCAUGAACAGUUCUAAGACCUGGGUAGGGGCUCUCGGAGUGCGCUGUGGAUUUCAUGCAGCAGCUAGAACUCAGAGGCCAUUGGAGAUGGUCCUGUGAGGGUAAGCCCGGACCCCCAGUCACCCAGAAGAGACAGCCCCACCUGUGGCUGAUCUGAGACCCCCACGGGGGAAGCAGCCCCAUCUGCCUGGCUCAGGGGCUAGAGACUAAGACACUGCUGAAAGGAUUCUUGCACAUGGCAGGCUUUUAUGGCCAGACCACCGUAUGGUGCCCUCCAGCUGGCCUGGUUCUGCCCUGGCAAAGGGCUACUGAGUGCAGGUCUGCCUUUGACGCUGCCAAGGAGGCCCUCAUGACAUCACCAGGGGACAGAAUUGGCCGCCAUGGCAGAAGAUGUCCCAGAAGAAAUGAACAGGAUUCUACCAGUGACCACCAUGAGGGAAGGAUGUUCCACUUUCACCAGAGCUGUGCCAAAGAAGGACCCCAGGACUGCUGGAGCCCUCACAAGGUAUGAGUGACUUCCCUGACUAACCCCACCACGGGAGGGAGGGGGGCUUAUAAUCUGUCCUUAGUUUCCCUAGGCACUCUCUCCUUUCCGUCUCCUCUGUUGGAGUGCUGGACCUGCCUGCAGUCACCAGGAGGCGCCGUGCUGUGAGGCGCAGAAGCUGUGCCCAGUUGCCCCCAGCUGCACCCCAACUACAAAGGGGGGCCCAAGCUGCAGCCAAGAAAAGGCAGCCAAAUGGGAGUACUGCAUCACAGCCUCCAUCAUCCCCAGCCCUCACCACCUCCACCUUCAUGCUCCAUUUCCCAUGACUCCAGACCAAGGGACAUCUGUUUCAACACCAUGGGAUCACCCACCACUGACUGAACCUCAGCUUUCACCUCUUCAAGCUCCUGCCCUCCAACAAAAAGGCACAAUCUGAUCUACCAAGGCAGAGGCCCUGCAUGCAGUGAAAUGUCGGGGCUUUGGGAAAUGUUCAUAGCCAUUUCCAAGCCCCGAAGGGGGGAAAAUGUGAUCGAGGUGACCUCCCCUCCAGGACUUUGUAAAAGAUAGUUCAAAAAUCAAGACUUUAUGUUCUAUAUUCCAUAUAUUUAUAGUAGAAGGUGAUUGGGACUUUUUACUGGAGUUUACUGUGGAUUAUCCCUGCACUCUGAGGCAAGAGAUAACAACUUCAUGGAUUGUGAAAUCAUGUUGCUUGAACCCCACUUCUAUGUUGAAUUCCCCAGAUGUUGUGAACUUCGUUCUGAUCAAAUGUUUCCUGUCCGGUCACCGCAUUGUUUCUAUAGCUCCCGCCUCCUCCUCUCUGAUUGGCCCGAGGGGGGACAAAAAACGGCUCCCCAUUGGGCCAGCAGGGCAAGGCGGGAAACGAAAGCCCGCCUCGUUCCAACUCUCAGCCUAUCCGCGAUCAGAUGGGCAGGGAAGCGGGGCGGGAAAUUCAAAGGGCUGUCAGACCGAAACAUUGUAUAAAUAUGACUUUAUUUGAAACAUAUGUUACGCUAGUAGAUUGAAUGAUCACUAUUAGCGUCCUUUUCAGCUGAAUUGCUCAAUAAAACCUCCUUGGCGGAUUUUCCUUCAA